Molecule: messenger RNA, 7226 nt
Organism: Morus notabilis
Lineage: Eukaryota; Viridiplantae; Streptophyta; Magnoliopsida; Rosales; Moraceae
Product: nuclear pore complex protein GP210
Exons: 42
Coding region: 128-7000 (2290 amino acids)
Molecular function (GO): RNA binding
Source: RefSeq, a predicted model, not a curated record
UCCCCUCUCUCUCUCUCUCUCUCAGCUCAGAUUCCCGAGAAAUUCCAUGGCCAUAGUCUGAUAGCCAAUCGCCAUGCCAAGCUCUCUGCAGUUUCAUGGUUUCUGACAGAAUCUUUGCGGUGAAAACAUGUCGAACUUCGUUAUAUUCCUCGGUGUUCUUCUUCUUCUUCUUCUCCUUCAGCUGGUGAGCGAAACGGCGUCGCAUUUGGGCUCUGGUCCGCACAUUGCUGAUGUGAACAUUCUGUUGCCUCCCAGGAUGACUCAUCCUGUGGAGUAUAGGCUUCUUGGAAGUGACGGUUGCUUCAAAUGGUCGUGGGAUCAUCAUGAUGUGCUGUCUGUAAUACCGGAAUAUAAUACGACCAGUCACUGUUCGACGAGUGCGAGGUUGAGAUCAAUUGCUCCUUAUAGUGGUCGAAAGGAGACUGCAGUUUAUGCAGCUGAUUUACGGACUGGGACUGUUAUACGCUGCAAAGUUUUCAUUGAUAAGUUUUCCAGAAUUCAGAUUUUUCAUAACUCCAUUAAACUUGAUCUAGAUGGGCUUGCCACUCUUCGCGUCCGAGCUUUCGACAGUGAAGAUAAUGUUUUUUCAUCACUAGUGGGCUUACAGUUCAUGUGGCAUCGGUCGCCUCAAAACAACGAAUUUCCCCAUCACCUAGUUCAUGUUCCUUUGAAGGAUUCCCCUCUAAGUGACUGCAGCGGUUUUUGCGGAGACCUUGAUAUUCAAAUAAAACUUGAAGAUAGUGGAAGAUUUUCAGAUUUAUAUGUUGUAAAAGGAAUUGAAAUCGGGCGUGAAAUUGUUUCUGUUAAUUUGUUUGAGCCAGGAUUUGAGCCCAUGGCAGACAAGAUUGUUUUAACCGUGGCAGAAGCCAUGUCAAUUGAACCUCCCUCACCUGUUCUUGUCCUAAUCGGUGCUGUUGUUCGCUAUAGUCUAAAAGUUAUCCGCGGAAAUAAUCCUCAAGUGGUAACUUUACCAUCUCCUCAUCAUCGCUGGUCAGUUUCAAACUCUUCUGUAGCAAAGGUGGACUCUAUGAUGGGUAUAACAAAUGCACUACGCUUAGGGGUAACCAAUGUCAUUGUUGAAGAUACAAGGGUUGCUGGCCAUACACAAGUGUCAUCACUUAAAGUGGUCUUACCGGAUCUUUUAUCUUUAUACGUAGCACCUUUAUCUAUUUCUGGCCAUCUGGAGGAAGGGAUUGAAGGAAUUCCAUCGAUGCCAAGGUGGUAUGUUGUUUCUGGGCGCCAAUAUCUCAUUCAAAUAAAGGUUUUCUCACAAGGACUGGAUGCACAAGAAAUUUAUAUAACAGAGAGCGAUGAUAUCAAGUUGUAUGAUGAUCAAGCAGACAAUUGGAAACUUUUUCCAGUAUCAGAUGAUAUUGCAAUCAGAGAUGGCUGGCGGAACUCCAGAGUCUUGAAGGCAACUUCACAAGGACUUGGAAAAUUGACAGCAACUUUGAGAUACUUUAGUCAGCAUAAUAAAAUGAAAGAGGUUCUCAAGGUGGUGCAAGAAGUCAUGGUCUGUGAUCAAGUGAAGUUUGAUUUGAACAAAAGAAGUGGCGCACCUCAAAGCCUUCUCCUUCCCUGGGCCCCUGGUGUUUAUCAGGAGGUGGAGCUAAGUGCUUCAGGAGGUUGUGCUAAAGCAUCAAAUGAUUACAAAUGGUUUUCAUCAGACAUGAGUAUCAUAUCUGUAUCUGCUUCUGGAGUUGUUCAGGCUAAGAAGCCUGGCAAAGCUACUAUUAGAGUGCUGUCUGUUUUUGAUUCAUUCAAUUACGAUGAGGUGGUUAUCGAAGUUUCUAUCCCAUCAUCCAUGGUCAUGCUUCGCAACUUCCCUGUUGAGACUGUUGUAGGGUCUUAUCUCAAAGCUGCUGUGACAAUGAAAGGACGAAAUGGAGCCUUAUUUUAUAGAUGUGAUGCAUUUCAUUCUUUCAUAAAAUGGAAAGCGGGAAGUGAUGCUUUUGCCGUUGUCAACACAACAAAAGAGACACCUGUUGUAGAUGUGUUGAGCAAUGCUGAACUGUUGACAGGCCCUCAUGGUCCUCCAUGUUCAUGGACUAGUGUAUAUGCAUCUCAUGCUGCUCGCGAUAUGCUGCAUGCCACUUUCUCUAAAGAAUAUGACCACCUUGAUAGCUCUUUUCAUGGACCCAUUGUUUUAAAAGCAUCUUCGCGUAUUGCAGCUUAUCCACCACUUGUUAUUCGUCAGGCAGGUGAUGGAAACCAAUUCGGUGGUUAUUGGUUUGAUUUGGAUAGAGCAGAAGCUGACAAUAAAGUGCAAAAUUUGGACAAGUUAUACCUUGUCCCUGGAACAUACCUCUAUCUCAUGCUUCUUGGCGGUCCUGAACAGUGGGAUAGAGGUGUUGACUUGAUUGAAAAUGUGGACAUUUUUGGUGAAAAAUAUGCUCAAGCAGAAGUUGGAGUUCAUGUGCAUCAGUUAUCUGGUGGCUAUAGGAGUGUGUACAGAGUUUCAUGCCAAAGUCCAGGAAACUUUAAAGUUGUUUUUGAUCGUGGUAAUUUGGUAGCUGAUGACCAUCCUCAGCCUGUAAUAGCAAAAGUUUCUAUGUCGCUUAUAUGUAGCAUUCCGGACUCUAUUGCAGUAAUCGCUGAUGAACCUGUAAAUGAACUUGAAGCAAUACGGACUGCAAUUCAAGCUGAUCGGAGUUUGGGAAGACUUCGUGUCACCCCAAUUACUGUGGCAAACGGACGCACAAUUCGAUUAGCUGCAGUUAGCAUUAGCAACACUGGGGAAGCUUUUGCAAACUCAUCUUCUCUCUACUUGAACUGGGAAUUAAGCAGUUGUGAUGGCCUAGCUUAUUGGGAUGACACUGGGGCUAAGUACAGUUGGGAGAGAUUUUUGAGAUUGCAAAAUGAAUCUGGGCUGUGUAUUGUUCGUGCUACUGUUAUCGGCUUUGGUGACCAUAGUGCUAUUCAACUGCACGAGAGUGUAGAGAAUGUUCUUACGGAUGCAGUACGCUUACAGCUUGUCUCUACUCUAAGGAUCAGCCCUGAGUUCAAUUUGUUAUAUUUCAACCCCAAUGCUAAGCUUAAUUUAUCAAUUACUGGUGGGAGCUGUUUCUUGGAAACUUUUGUGAAUGAUUCUCAAGUAAUAGAAGUUGUUCAACCGCCAACAGGUUUACAAUGUUUACAACUGAUACUGUCUGCAAAAGGGCUGGGAACAGCAGCUGUGACAGUGUAUGAUAUUGGGCUUGCUCCUCCACUUAAAGCUUCUGCCGUGGUACAAGUUGUAGAUGUAGACUGGAUUAAGAUUAUAUCACCAGAAGAAAUAAGCCUUAUGGUAGGAAGUUCACGGACUAUUGAUCUAAUGGCUGGCAUAAAUGAUGGGAGUACUUUUGAUUCUUCCCAGUUUGCCUACAUGAAUAUUAAAGUACAUAUCGAGGAUCAAAGUGUUGAAUUUGUCGAUAGUGAUGACAUCUCAAGUCUUGGUGGGGGAUAUGUUAAGACACCACAGUUUAAGAUUACAGCCAGGCAUCUCGGGGUCACUACUCUUUAUGUCAGUGCAGUACAGAGAUCUGGGCAUGAAAUCUUAAGUGAGCAAAUAAAGAUUGAAGUAUAUGCGCCACCUAGAAUUCACCCACAAGCUAUUUUCCUUGUGCCAGGUGCAUCUUUUAUGCUUACUGUGGAAGGAGGGCCAACAAUUAGCGUAUAUGUUGAGUAUGCUAGUAAGGACGACAGUAUUGCAACAAUUCACAAAUCCUCCGGACGCCUCUCUGCAAUUUCACAUGGGAACACAACUAUUCUUGCCUCAGUAUUCGGGAAUGGAGACAUUCUCAUUUGUCAAGCAUAUGGUAGCGUCAAAGUAGGAGUUCCUUCCUCACUGUUGUUGAAUGUACAAAGUGAGCAACUUGCUGUUGGCCGUGAGAUGCCUAUUUAUCCUUUGUUUCCCGAGGGAGAUUUGUUUUCCUUUUAUGAGCUCUGCCCAAAUUACCACUGGACUAUAGAAGAUGAAAAGGUUCUGAGUUUCUAUCCAUCAGGGCGCUUAAAUGUAGAAAAGCAAUUGACCACUUCAGAAGAAGUUCAAUUCACUGGUUAUUUGAGUGAGAAAGAGCUUGGUUUUAUCAAUAUCUUGUAUGGAAGAUCUGCAGGGAAGACAAAAGUCACGAUCUCCUUCUCAUGUGAAUUCAAAUCAUCUGGUUUUGCCAAGCAAACAAAGUUCUAUAAUGCAUCAAUAUCAUUAUUUGUGGUGCCUGAUCUCCCUCUUGCUCUUGGGGUUCCAAUAACAUGGGUGCUUCCUCCCCAUUAUACUACAAAAAGCCUUUUGCCUUCAUCAUCAGAAUCAUAUAGCCAAUGGGACGGUCAGAGUCGAAAAGGAACUAUAACAUAUUCUUUGUUGAGAAGUUGCUAUGAAAAGAACGAGAUAGUGCAAAAGGAUUCUAUUUCCGUUCAGGGGGAUAGAAUAAGAACAACAGAAAGUAACAGUAUUGCUUGCAUUCAGGGAAAAGAUCGUACCACAGGUAGAACAGAGAUUGCUGCCUGUAUCAAAGUUAUUGAGGUGGCUCAAAUAAGAACUAGAAACGAGGAGCUUCCCUUUCAUGUAAUUAGUCUUGCUGUUGGUGCCGAUCUUUUUCUUCCAAUUACCUACCGGGACGCUCUAGGAAACCCUUUCUAUGAGGCACAUGAUGCUGUUUCCGUUGACGUUUUAGUUAACUACCCUGAUGUUGUGUCCAUAAACAGCAAACAUGAUGGCAAUGGAAAUAUCCAUCUCAAGGCAAUACGACAUGGUAGAGCACUUUUGCGAGUAUCAAUUGAUAGCAUUCCGCAGAAAUCUGAUUACAUGCUGAUUUCGGUUGGUGCAUACAUACAUCCUCAAAAUCCAGUUCUUCCCAAAGGAAGUCAUGUCAACUUCAGUAUAGAAGGUCUAAAUGAUCAUGUUUCUGGUCAUUGGGUUACUGCUGAUUCAAGUGUAAUAUCGGUCGACAUACCGUCAGGAAUAGCUGAGGCAGUUGGGGACGGUACAACCCAAGUAUAUUAUGAAGCACCAAGUUUGAAGCUGGCUACAACAGUUACAGUGUUAACAAAGGAUAUUGUUUCUGUGGAUGCUCCUAAAGAGAUGCUAACAAACGUUCCUUUCCCUACACAAGGAUAUAGCUUCCUAGUAAAGUUCAGUAAGACUCACGGCAACAACGUUAAAGCUCUUGGAAAGAGUAAGACUGAUGGAAUUGCAUAUGACUGCAGAGUAGACCCUCCUUUUGUUGGGUACGCAAAGCCAUGGUCAGAUAUUGACACCGGUAAUUCAUAUUGCCUCUUCUUCCCCUACUCACCAGAGCAUAUGGUUCAUUUGAUGCCCAAGACCAAGGACCUGAAACCGCAUAUAUCUAUUUACAUUCAUGCCUCAUUGAGAGAAGCCAAGCAUCUUUCUGGAUCUGCAUCUGCUCUAUUCGUUGGAGGGUUUUCCAUGUUGGAGAUGGGGAAGUUAAACCUGACCGCAGACUCCAACAAGACUGUCAUAACCAUCAUGGGAAAUACAGAUGUUGAAUUCUAUUGGCAUGAGCGUGAUUUGUUGAUCAUUAAUCCCAUUCACAAAGAAGAUUUCGGUAUUGGUGGCCGAGCUCAGUAUGAGGUCAAGGUGCUAGGAAAUGAGAAAUUUAAGGAUAAAAUCACCAUCAGACUUCCGGCCAACGGUCAGCAAUUGGAAAUCGAUGUUAAUUACGAACCUGAAAGAAAAGGAGCAUCAAACGGCCCCAAAAACAUUACCCUCUGGGCAAGUGUACUCGGAUGUGUUGCCCUACUGCUUAUAACAGUGGCCAUGUUCAUCUAUUUCUUGGAUAGGCCCGACCGAUCUCAGCCAUCCAUUGCCCCUUCUACUCCGAGGUUUGCAGCACCAGAUCGUAGCAGUCCCGCUGUCUUGAGCGAUCAGUCUCCUCGGACGCCACAGCCUUUCAUGGAAUAUGUUAGGAGGACGAUAGACGAGACUCCAUACUACAGGCGUGACAGGCGGAGGGGGAAAAUCUUUAUAGGGGGUUUAGCGAGAGAGACGACUUCGGCGCAAUUCAUUAAGCAUUUUGGGAAAUACGGUGAGAUUAUAGAUUCGGUGAUAAUGAAGGACCGGAAAACAGGACAACCCCGUGGAUUUGGGUUUGUGACCUACGCCGACCCCUCUGUGGUUGAUAAAGUUAUUCAGGACAAUCAUAUUAUCAACGGCAAACAAGUGGAAAUCAAGCGGACAAUACCAAGGGGAGCUGGUGGGUCUAAGGAUUUCAAGACUAAGAAGAUUUUUGUGGGUGGAAUUCCUACAACAGUAAAUGAAGAUGAGUUUAGAGACUUCUUUUCUCAGUUUGGAGAAGUGAAGGAACAUCAGAUUAUGCGGGACCAUGCAACUAGUCGUUCGCGUGGCUUUGGAUUUAUUACCUUCGAAACGGAGCAAGCAGUUGAUGAUCUCUUGGUCAAAGGGAACAAACUGGAGAUGGCUGGAUCCCAGGUGGAGAUCAAGAAGGCUGAACCAAAGAAGCCCAACCCACCUCCAGCCCCAUCAAAGCGUUACAAUGAUUCUAGGUCUGCAUUUGGUGGCGGGUAUGGAGACAGUUAUGGAGGAUUUGGUGGCAGCAAUUUUGGUGGCGGCAGUGGCGGUGGCAGUUACAGGUCAGCUGGGGCAUACGGUGCUAGAGGUGGUGCAUACAGUGGAUACGGCAGCUAUGGUGGGUAUGGUGGAAGUGAAUUUGGUGGCUACAUGGCAUAUGGUGGUGGAGGUGGCGGCGGUGGUGCUGGUGGCUUUGGCUCUUAUAGAGGGGAGCCAUCUGUAGGAUACUCGGGACGUUAUGGAGGAGCUUUCAGCAGAGGCUAUGAUCUAGGAGGUGGUUAUGGUGGACCUGGUGAGAGUUAUGGGGCAUACAGUAGUGGCAGUGGUGCAGCUGGUGGCGCUGGUGGUUAUGGAAGCAGCUAUGAUGCAGGCCUUGGGGGCGGCUAUGGAGGCGGUAGUGCGGGUUCCUUCUACGGAAGUAGAGGUGGGUAUGGUGGUGCGGGAAAUGGUCGGUACCAUCCCUACGGAAGAUAGAAUGUUGUACUCUAGGCCUUGAAAGAAAAUGUAGCGGCAAUAUGAUAUCUCAAUUUGGAGCAUUUCAGCUUUCAUUGCAUGUGUUUUCAGGUUCUUGUCAGGAACGCAUUUGAUGUUAUUUAAGAUUACUAAACCCAGGAGUUUUUUUAUAUUCGCCUGACCAUUAAUUCACAUCAACGUGCUCUAGGAUUGUGCACAUGGUCGUAUCGCAAUCUUUGCUUCUUAA